AUGCCCUCCCCAUGUCCUCUUGCUCCUGGCUCUCCCUCCCUCCCCUUCCCCUCCUAUCAAGAUGCCAUCGCCCCCCCCCGUCGAGCCUCCGCCGCCUGCUUCCGCUGCAAGUUCAACAAGGUCAAGUGCGAUGACUUCCGUCCGUGCUCGCGGUGCAACCGCCGGGGCUGCGGUCAGGUCUGCUUCGCCUACAGCGCAUGGCAUGCCGUCGGCCUCGCCUCUGAUAGCCCGAGCUGGCCCAAGCUGACCCGCCGGGCCGAGAAGAGAAGGUCUUGCCAAGGAUGCCGCCAGCGGAAGCUCAAGUGCAGCAUGGAUAAGCCCUGCACGCGCUGCACGACCAACUUCAUGCUCGCCUGCAGCGAGUGUCAGGAGUACGCUGCGACAACAGCCGUCGUGAGGGCUGGCGAGCAGGAGCGCGUGGCUCCGCUCGGCGCAGACUCGCAAGCGGACGGCACGACGACGAGCAAGUUGUUUCCGUGGCAGAGGAGGAAGAGAGUCGAGCGAGCCUGCGAGCUCUGCCGUCAGACCAAGACGAGGUGCGAGCCGUCCCGCCCCUGCGUCAGGUGCGUCAGUGCCGGGCGCGAGUGCGUGGAGUGGAGGGAGCAAGCCUCCGAGUCGUUGCCGGCUGCCGCUAGCAGCCCUCGAGCCUUCGACGUCAGGCUUCACAGCGACGACGGGCUGGGGCCUCUGAGCGCUUGCUUGUAUGACGGGGACGCGUUCUGGGCGGACGGCAAGGCGUCGGCAGGGCUGGAGGCGCUGUGGACCUUGGAGAGCUCGCCGGAGACGAACCGAGAGCUGGGCGAGGCGGGCUUUUGCUACGAGGAGCACUACCAGCGGGGUCACGAGGUCCUGCGGCACGAGGACGAGAGUCAGACGGCAAGUGCGCUGGGGCCGGGAGGCGAGGCAGGAGACGAGUGGGUGGUGUCGAUGCUGGGGGUGGCGGGAUUCGAGGCAAUCGAACAUCACACAGCAGUACAGGAGCACGUGGUAGAUGGAGUGAGGAUCAUGGAACAGGCUCCCAUCCUCCUUAUCACGAGGUUCAUCAAGACGGAGGCCACGAUGCCCUUGGGCUCCAUCCACUUCGCAAACCUCUCAAAGAAGCGCAUGGGAAGAUGGGAGUCCAUCCUGCCCAGCGCAUCCUCGUGA
Molecule: messenger RNA, 1146 nt
Organism: Guillardia theta CCMP2712
Lineage: Eukaryota; Cryptophyceae; Pyrenomonadales; Geminigeraceae
Exons: 3
Coding region: 1-1146 (381 amino acids)
Biological process (GO): regulation of DNA-templated transcription
Molecular function (GO): DNA-binding transcription factor activity, RNA polymerase II-specific; zinc ion binding
Source: RefSeq, a predicted model, not a curated record